Purpureocillium lilacinum is the source of this 708-nucleotide messenger RNA. RefSeq lists its product as uncharacterized. NCBI's taxonomy places the organism in Eukaryota, Fungi, Ascomycota, Sordariomycetes, Hypocreales, Ophiocordycipitaceae. The record is from RefSeq and is a predicted model, not a curated record.
AUGGCCCGUUCGCUCGCCGCCCUGCUCGCAGCCGCCGUCGCCGGCGCUGCCGGUGUUGCCGCCGCCGACGGCUCCACGACGACGAUCCCCGUCCUGCUGCCCAUGUUCGACAAGCAGAAGCUCGUCGGCUCGGUGGUCGACGCCGACUCCACGCUCACCACCUUCGCCGUCGCGUGCGCUCCUGGCGUCAAGGCCGACGAGUGUGGCUUUCCCGGCACGUUUACCGUCCUCCAGGGGCCGUCGACCUGGUCCCUGAGCCUGGGCGUGUCGAUGGGGGAUGACACCGAUGUGACGGUCGCAACCCAGGACUCCAACUGCAAGUUCGACGCCGCCAAGGACGUGGCCACGUGCGUCGGCUCCCUCACCGAGAGGGUCAGCAACAGCGACAUGCACACCACCGUGAGCGAGGUCAUCACGGGCUACAAGACGCUCAUGAUCCCCGUCACCGUGACGGCCGGCGUCGACAAGCUCUCCGCCGCGCCCGGGGCCACGCAGACGGGCUCGCAGGCCACGCCGACGGGCACCGCCGCCAGCACCAUGUCCACUGCCGCGUCCGCCACGGCGUCCGGCUCCGGCUCCAAGACCGGGUCCAGCGCCUCGGCGACGGGCUCGCCUUCUUCGACGACCAACGCGGCCGGGCCGAUGGUGACGCAGAAUGCGGUCCUGGCGGGUGUCGCGGCGGUGGUGGGCGGUGCCAUGAUGCUGUAA